Molecule: messenger RNA, 1785 nt
Organism: Plenodomus lingam JN3
Lineage: Eukaryota; Fungi; Ascomycota; Dothideomycetes; Pleosporales; Leptosphaeriaceae
Source: RefSeq, a predicted model, not a curated record
AUGAAUUCAGGACGUGAGCGGAAACAAGAACAACUUCGUUUUCGGCUCAGAUACAUCCGUUUUGAAACAUGUUCCCAAGCACGUCACUUUUCGAUUUGUAUACAACCGCCUGACUAUAACUACUUUCGUGAUCGCAAGUACAUCUAUAAAUUCAAAGCCGCGCCUCGACAGCAGGAUCCAGUCCUGAAACUCAUCCGUCAAGCUAUCCACAAGCUUAAUGAGUCUUCUGAACACGGCCUACUGAUGUGCAACGCCAACAUCAAGGCAGUCCCUUCUACAUCUGCUCCUCCCCUCUGGCCUCUAAACGGCGACCCAGACACAGUCAAGUUUUAUACCUUUUUUCAGGACGAGCAGGAAUUUCCAGCCACGGUGCCCAUUUCUCUGAUUCCAAAGAGCGGCCCUCUCACGGCCGAUAAACUUCACGUCCGACGGGCGGGAAUCUGGGUGCCCCUCUCGACCUGGCUUGUCGGCCUCGCUGACCCCAAUCUCAUGCGGAUUCGGGGAAUCGAUUCUUCAAAUUACUUUUGGCGUAAGCGAAGCAAGGCAACUUUUCGUCUCCUCGAUCUCCCUGCUGAGAUUCGCCUUAUGAUCUUUGAGCUGGCUUUUGGUCCCUCGAAGAGUAUAUACCCUCUCACUCGAGAUUGCACUUCGCUGUCUGGCCAGCAGACACGGUACACUUUAUGCCAGGACUUUUCCAGCCAGCCCAUCAUGCUGGGAUUUGGCUAUAAGAUAGGAAACCGGGUUCGCGACCCCAUGCUUGAAGCUCUUGAGGGCACUAUUGAGGGGCCAGGCGACAGAUUCAAGAUGCCGGAGACGUACGAAGCUGGCAAGAAUGUCCCUGAGCCCCCACUCGCACUGCUAUGCGUAAGUAAGCAGGUGAAUGCUGAGGCGCUGCAGGCAGCAUGGGAAGCUACAUCAAAGUGUUUUCUCGAGUACUGGAUCUUCAUUGCCGUUGCAUCGUCCCGGGUCGGCGUAGCCAUACGCUACAACGUCCUCGGACGCAUAGAACUCGGCUUCACACCAAAAUCCUGGUUCAAUUUCUUGGGCGUAGGCAUCGAGCCCACCAUGCACACCAAACCGCAGGAGUCUCUGGUACACCACCUUGCUAUCCUGCCAUCGAGGACGGACCUAUGCAUCCGCUUUCGCGACCCAAACGAUGGCUGGGCAGCGGAUCCAUGGGCCAGCAGCAUCGAGUUGAAGACAGGCCGCGAGAAUCAACACACUACGUGUCAAACUGUGCUGGUGGAUUGGAUUUUAACGUUUGCCUUUGAUCACAUCAAGCACAUGCGCGUACGCAUAGGGGGUCAUGCGCGUCUUCCGCAGAGGAAGUCAUGGGAGAAUAUCUUCCUAGCUGCACGGACGGGUAGAAGCCAUGGACAUGAUAACGGGGCAGCCCUGGACGCCAUCUUCGCGCUUCAGAGUCACGAGCUACCACCUCCAUGCAUCUGUCCCAAAUCAUGCUUCUGCGAAUUUCGAACUCGCACCCAUCAUUGUCAUAUACGGUUUCACAGGAGUUCGAAUUUCGACUUUGAAGACGGUUCCUUGCCUGAGGAUAGACUUUGGACUGCUGAGGACGUACCUUGGCUGGAUGAGGGGGGGUUGGAUCACGAAGGUCCGUCAGUAGAGGAAGGAUCUUGGUUUAAUCCUGGGACUCCGUUAUCUGAGGAGGCCGCUUGGCCCAAGUCUCAAACCGGCCAGAUGUCCAAUACUCGUCAUCUCGGUACAGGCCAAGUCGACGUGGUUCAAGUCCGUCCUGGCGGGAAAUGGAAUACCUCAGUCAAUUAG